Sebastes umbrosus (honeycomb rockfish) is the source of this 1060-nucleotide messenger RNA. RefSeq names its product chymotrypsin-like protease CTRL-1. Bases 104 to 889 code for a protein of 261 amino acids. Gene Ontology annotation, biological process: proteolysis. The transcript has 7 exons. Gene Ontology annotation, molecular function: serine-type endopeptidase activity. NCBI's taxonomy places the organism in Eukaryota, Metazoa, Chordata, Actinopteri, Perciformes, Sebastidae. The record is from RefSeq and is a predicted model, not a curated record.
CUACACAUGAAACCCAGGGUCAAGUGCAUGUGAUACACAUAUAAAAGCCAGCGCCCCACACAGUUGACACUCACAGAAGUGAAAUCACGAUCGAGAAGUGGCCAUGUUCUUGCUUGUCAGCUGUUUUGCUCUUGUGGUCUCUGCACUGGGGUGUGGAGUACCUACUAUCAAGCCCCAAGUGAGCGGAUACAACAAGAUUGUAAAUGGGCAGACGGCUGUGUCUGGGUCCUGGCCUUGGCAGGUUUCACUUCAGGAUGGUAGGGGAUUCCACUUCUGCGGAGGAUCCCUGAUCAACCAGUACUGGGUUGUCACUGCUGCUCACUGCCGCGUAUCUCCUAGAAACCACAGAGUUAUCCUGGGAGAACAUGAUCGUCAGUACAACAGUGAGCAAAUUCAGGUCAAGUCCAUUUCCAGGGCCAUCACUCACCCCUACUACAACAGCCAGAACUUCAACAAUGACAUCACCCUUCUGAAGCUGUCCUCCCCAGUACAGAUGACAUCCCGUGUGUCUCCUGUGUGCCUGGCCUCCUCCAGCACUAGUAUCCCCUCUGGAACCACAUGUGUCACCACUGGGUGGGGAAAGACCGGCCAAAGCUCAAGCCCCCGCUACCUCCAGCAGACGGCCCUGCCUCUGCUCAGCCCGGCUCAGUGCAAGCAGUACUGGGGUAGUAACAGAAUCAGCGAUGCCAUGAUCUGCGCUGGCGCUUCUGGAGUGUCCUCCUGUCAGGGUGACUCUGGUGGCCCUCUGGUCUGUGAGAACAGCGGAGUGUGGUCCCUUGUGGGUAUUGUGUCCUGGGGAACCUCUAACUGCAACGUGCGCACCCCUGCCGUGUACGCCCGUGUGUCCUACCUGCGAAGCUGGAUCGACCAGAUUGUUGCUUCCAACUAACGUGCAAACACACAAAAUGUGAAAUACACGUGUGCAUGCAUCAUCCUGCUCCUACUGAUUGACAGCUGUCACAAGGAUGCAACCAUUUCUAUGGACUUUGAAUGGUAGCAAACACUCGCUGUACUGGUGCAUUUGUGAGAAAUCAUGCAUAAAAGAUAACUCUUAAGAACA